Tarenaya hassleriana is the source of this 3628-nucleotide messenger RNA. Its product is annotated as nucleolar protein 6. The record is from RefSeq and is a predicted model, not a curated record. Lineage: Eukaryota; Viridiplantae; Streptophyta; Magnoliopsida; Brassicales; Cleomaceae. The coding region runs from base 289 to 3459 and encodes 1056 amino acids. The transcript has 28 exons. Gene Ontology annotation, cellular component: CURI complex; small-subunit processome; UTP-C complex. Gene Ontology annotation, biological process: tRNA export from nucleus; rRNA processing.
UAAAACCCAGCCUGAACCUUCGUGAUAUCGAACCCUAAUGAACACAAGUUCGAAUCAGAAAGAACGAGAAGCUCUCUUUUUCUUUUCUGUUCUGUGCCCUAGAUCCAGUUUGCCAUCGUCGUCAUCCUUUCUCCGCUGUCUCUGGGCCUUUCAAUCGUAGAGCCACCGCCGUUCGUCUUCGAUAACAGGAUUUUUGUCAGAUUUCCGGCGAGUUUCCAUCCAUUUCCCUUUUUUCGAUUUCCCCUGCCUUUGUCUCCCGCGAAUUAGAUUUCUGGUCGGAGCUGAGGAAUGGAGCUGGACACUGCUGCUUUCUCGGACUCUCUGGAUUUUAAGGUGAACGAGUUGUUGAAAGAUGUUCGUCUAGAUUACGUCCCGUCUUUCACCGAACUUGUCGACGGCGUCGUUGAGUCGAUCAAAGAUGCUAUUGCCAAAAUCCCAGAGGAUCUGAAGGUUGGGUCAGAUUUGGCUCCCGGUUUCAUUAGGGACAUCAGGACGGACAAAGUAGAGUUCAAUUUCAAGAAGCCAAAGCCAAAUGAUUUCAAACUCUGUGGCAGUCACUCCAUACAUAGCAUGGCAAAGCCUGAUUCCAAUGUUGAUCUUCUUGUUCGUUUGCCUAAGGAGUGUUUUUACGAGAAGGACUACAUGAAUCAUCGUUACCAUGCUAAACGAUGCUUAUAUCUCUGUGUAAUCAGAAAGUAUUUGUUGUUAUCGUCUUCCUUUGCGAAGGUCGAAUGGUCAACCCUGCAGAACGAGGCCCGGAAGCCGAUCCUAGUUGUGUUUCCAGCUAAGAAGCUUGUUGAGGUGCCUGGGUUUUCUGUAAGAAUAAUUCCUGCAGCUACAUCGUUGUUUAACGUUGCAAAAUUGAGUUUGAACAGAAACAAUGUCCGCUCUGCGAGUCAUGAGGGUGUCUCUCAGCCUACACCAACUUACAACUCAAGCGUUUUGGAAGACAUGUUUUUGGAGGAAAAUUCGGAGUUUCUCAAGAAAACCUUCUCUGGGUGGAAGGAAUUGGGCGAUGCCUUGGUCUUGUUAAAGAUUUGGGUGAGACAAAGGAGCUCAAUAUAUGCCCACGAUUGUUUAAAUGGAUUUCUCAUCUCUAUGAUUCUUGCAUACAUUGCGAACCAUGACAAGAUUACCAAAUCACUAAAGGCGCUGGAGAUAUUUAGAGUUACGUUGGAUUUCAUUGCCACCUCUAAACUAUGGGAGAGGGGCCUCUACUUUCCACCACAGAACGAAAAAAGUGUCUCCAAAGAGGAGAAGGCGCAGUUUCGGCAGUCAUUUCCAGUUGUUUUAUGUGAUUCAUCCAGCCAUGUAAAUUUGGCUUUCCGGAUGAGUAGUGUUGGAUUCCAGGAGCUCCAAGAUGAGGCUGCUUUGACGCUUAAAUGCAUGGGGAAAUCGAGAGAUGGAGGGUUCGAGGAUAUUUUCAUGACUAAGAUUGAUUAUCUUGUUAAGUAUGACUAUUGCAUAAGGUUAAAUCUAAAAGGGAAAACGACAGUCUACACGUCAGGAUUUUGUUUGGAUAAGGAGUGUUGGAGAAUGUAUGAGCAGAAAGUGCAUAGCCUGCUGCAUCAAGGACUGAGUGACAGAGCAAAAUUAAUUAGGGUUGUUUGGAAGAAUACCCAUCUGGAUUGGCAUAUAGAGAAUGGAUUGUCUGGGCUUGACACAGAAGCAUUGUUCGUUGGCAUUUCAGUCAGUUCUGUCGAGAAGGCUUUUAGAAUGGUCGAUAUUGGGCCAAAUGCAGAAAACAAGAUAGAGUCUCUCAAGUUCCGGAAGUUUUGGGGGGAAAAGGCUGAGUUGAGGAGAUUUAAGGACGGAAGAAUUGCAGAAAGCACAGUUUGGGAGACUCAUCACUGGACCAGACAUCUUAUCAUGAAACAAAUUAUUGAUUACGUGUUUCGGCGUCAUCUUUCACUCUCUUCCGAAGACAUUGUGCAAAUAGUGGAUCAACUCGAUUUCUCUCUGAUCAGCGGUGAUAAAGACCCUAUUUCUUUAUCUGGAUCUUUACUUGGAGCUUUUGAUGUUUUAUCGAAAUGUCUGCGUGAGAUUGAAGAUAUUCCUCUGAAAGUGUCUAGUGUUCAGCCUUUAGAUUCAGCUCUCCGGUUUACAUCUGUGUUCCCUCCUGAGCCUCACCCAGUGGCCAACGAAAAGGUUGAUGCUCGAAGAUUGCAUAAGCUUACGCCAUCGUGCAUUCCAGCGAUGGAGGUCAUGAUUCAGCUGGAAGGGUCUGGUAAUUGGCCUAUGGAUGAUUUGGCCAUUGAGAAAACUAAAUCUGCCUUCCUCCUCAAAAUUGCAGAGAGCCUUCAGAACAGUGAGGGAAUACCAAGUACAGCUACAGAGGAUGAUGUUGAUGUUUUCAUGGGUGGUUAUGCAUUUCGCCUGAGAAUAUUGCAUGAAAGAGGCCUCAAUUUGGUGAAAAGAGAAAGUGGAGCUGAUCCAAUGAAGGGAAUUCAAUCCACAGAUAAAAUGCUUUUUUUGCGCAGUCAGCAUGCUAGCAUGAUCAAUGGUUUGCAAGGUCGCUUUCCCAUAUAUGCGCCAGUUGUCAGGUUUGCAAAACGAUGGGUUGCUUCACAUCUUUUUUCGGCUUGCUUGAUGGAAGAGGCUGUUGAACUUUUGGUAGCACAUGUCUUCCUCAAACCUCUGCCACUUGGUGUUCCUUGCUCACGGGUUAAUGGGUUCUUAAGGUUCUUAAGGUUACUAGCAGACUAUGAUUGGAUGUUCUGUCCGCUGAUUGUUGACAUAAACGAUGACUUGAGCAGAAAUGACGAGAAGGAGAUAAAUGAUAACUUUAUGUCAAGCCGGAAAGGGUACGAGGAAGACAAGCAAAAUAUAAGUUCAGCAAUGUUCUUGGCUACAUCUUAUGACAAGGCAUCUGAAGCCUGGACAAGAAACUCACCGAACUCGUUGGAACUGAAAAGGUUGGUUGCUUAUGCCCGAAGCAGCGCAAACUUGUUAAGCAAGCUUGUAUUACAUGAGCAGAAUGAUUCGGUUCGAUGGGAGUGCCUUUUCAGGACGCCAUUGAACAACUAUGAUGCGGUUGUUCUUCUCCAUAGAGACAGAUUACCUUACCCUCAACGUCUUCUAUUUCCAUCUGAACUUAACCAAGGUAAGCACGUGGCCCGUGGAAAAGCAAGCAACGCAUUUCACCCGUUUUUGUUGCAUAGAGAUUCGAAGAGAAGUCCCGGUGAGCUUAAAGAUAAGCUAAUGGUGAAUUUCGAGCCCACAGAGUGCUUCGUGCGGGAGUUACAGAAAGAGAUAAAGACGCUGAAGCCAUGGUACGACCAUAUUGGAGGCGACGUGAUUGGCCUAACGUGGGAGAAACCCAAUUCAAAGAAACGAGAAAGAGAAGAAGAAGGAGAAGAAGAAGGUAGAAAUCCGGAAGAGAAGCUAAAGCAGGUGGGAGAGAUAGGGAAAGGAAUGGUGAGGGACGUAUACUUGCUCAAGCCUCCACGCCUCGCCUGACCCUUCGUUUGCAGUUAGAUUGCCAAGGCAAGUUUUGUCAUGUAACCUGUUUUAUCUUUGCUUGGUUUUUGUUAUGACCUACUCCUCCCCAUAGAAUUAAUUAUUCUUGGUUUCACUGUAAACGAUUUGGUUGGACAAGUGAUAUUCAUCAUCUUAAUUUAAUAUAAAA